Molecule: messenger RNA, 1461 nt
Organism: Ramularia collo-cygni
Lineage: Eukaryota; Fungi; Ascomycota; Dothideomycetes; Mycosphaerellales; Mycosphaerellaceae
Exons: 9
Coding region: 1-1461 (486 amino acids)
Molecular function (GO): oxidoreductase activity, acting on paired donors, with incorporation or reduction of molecular oxygen; heme binding; iron ion binding
Source: RefSeq, a predicted model, not a curated record
AUGGACUCCAUCGGUCUAAACACCAUGACCAUUGCUCAAUUUGGCACCUCGCGACAUCCGUUUCUUGGAGUGGCCGUGAUUUUCUCAAUCCUAGUUCUGCUCGCCAAAAAGAUAUUAAGCCCAGGCACCAGGCGUUUCCUCAACGACAAUGGCAGGCCAAUGAAGGAGCUAAAGAUUAAGGAUCUCCGAUACAAGUUACUGAAAAGUUCCCAAAUAUCGAACGAUGGCCAAGCUCUGGCGGGCAGCGAACCAUAUUUGCUUCGAUCGGGGAAAUACAAGGAGGUUGUGAUCAGUCAACCGGAACAUAUUCACGAAUUCUAUCGUAGUGAUUACAAAGAGCUAUUUGGAAGAUUCAUGGGUACUGCAGUCGGCCUUCGGUACGGCGAAGAAUGGCGCAAAAUCCGCCAGUGGUUUGAUCCACCGUUUAAAUUCCAUGAGGCUGCGCGACAGAUCGGCCGGUUUGAAAGGGAGAUCGAUCUUUGGCUGGUAGACCUCAGUCGGUCGUCUUCUUCGAAAAUCGAUACUAGAACUGCGUUCAAGUUUCUCGUGUUCCGACUUUUAUUGGUUCAUCUCUAUCGAGACGCCUUUGAUGAUCGACUCUACUGGCAAAUGGUCGAGCUCAGUGCCCUACACGACGAAGUUGUGCACGAUAUCAUGAUCUCGAGAAGUCACGAUUCGAGAAUCCACAGCUUGUUCCCAACCUCUUCCCGUAAGCGUGUGGACAAGUUUCUUUCGACGUGGAGAGCUUUGAAUCGUGAAAUCAUAGAAAACGCUCGGGUGGGAGGUUGGGACUGCCCGGUUGAGGCCAUUGCACGCGGAGCCGACGAGUCGCACGAUAUGACUGAGCAAGAUUUCCUAUCGACAAUGGGCGAGAUACUCUUUGCYAACGUGGAUGUGAGCGCCUCGGUCCUAAGUACUGUCUUCACCAAUCUGGCUGCCAACAAAUCCGUCCAAGAUGACUUGCGCUCUGAGAUCAAAGCCUACAGAUCCGAGAGUCAUGGCGAUAUGACUCAAUAUCUCACUGACGCCAAAAGUAUCCUCCAUCGAGUUGUCAUGGAGGGUAUGAGGCUCAGUYYAGCUUUUUGGUUUUCCAUGCCGGAAGAUACAGCGGAAGACAAAUCCAUCAGUGGCUACCAUAUCCCCGCUAAAACCACGGUCAUCAUUGACAAUCGCCGCUUGAACGAAGAAGCAAUCACAUGGGGUCCGGACGGUGAAAACUUUCGUCCAGAUCGCUUUCUCGAGGUGGCACCGGCUGCUUUGCGAUGUGGUUUCAUGCGCUUUGGUACUGGCGCAGCUUCUGGACGGUGUAUGGGUAAGAAUGUCGCCGAUGUUCUGUUUAAGCUUACGAUUGUUGCUGUUGUGGAACGGUUUACGUUGGAACCUCUUGGAACUACUACCGUGAAAGCUGGGUUUAUGGGUUCUGGGAAGGAGGCGCCUGAUGUUCGUUUUACUAAGUUGUAG